This is a messenger RNA of Corvus hawaiiensis (hawaiian crow), 4770 nucleotides long. RefSeq names its product nuclear cap binding subunit 3 (gene NCBP3). Gene Ontology annotation, cellular component: nucleus; cytosol. Gene Ontology annotation, molecular function: RNA 7-methylguanosine cap binding; mRNA binding. Lineage: Eukaryota; Metazoa; Chordata; Aves; Passeriformes; Corvidae. The transcript is spliced from 13 exons. The record is from RefSeq and is a predicted model, not a curated record. The coding region runs from base 16 to 1830 and encodes 604 amino acids.
GGGCCUGGCGGAGCCAUGGCGGCCGUGCGGGGCCUGCGGAUCUCGGUGAAGGCGGAGGCGACCGCGACCACGGCGGAGCCGCGCGGCCCCGAGCCCGAGCCCAUGGAGGUGGAAGAGGGCGAGCUGGAGACCAUCCCUGUGAGGCGCUCGCUGCGGGAGCUCAUCCCGGACACCAGUAGGAGAUAUGAGAACAAAGCUGGAAGUUUCAUUACUGGAAUAGAUGUAACCUCCAAGGAAGCAAUUGAGAAGAAGGAACAAAGAGCCAAACGCUUUCAUUUUCGGGCCGAGGUGAAUCUCGCCCAGAGGAAUGUGGCCCUGGAUCGGGACAUGAUGAAGAAAGCAAUUCCUAAAGUAAGACUGGACACCAUUUACAUUUGUGGAGUGGAUGAGAUGAGUACCCAGGACAUCUUUGCCUAUUUCAAAGAGUAUCCUCCUGCUCAUAUUGAGUGGCUGGAUGACACCUCAUGUAAUGUGGUCUGGCUUGAUGAAGUGACAGCAACACGGGCUCUAAUAAAUAUGAGCUCCCUGCCUGAUCAGGAGAAAGCAAAGAGCAGAGAAAACAAUGAAGAGAAGACAGCUGAAAAAACCAAGAAAGAAAAACAGGAGGAAAGCUCUGAUGAUGAGACAGAAGAAGGCGAGGUUGAGGAUGACAAUCCCAGUGAUGUGGAGUUGGAUGCCCUCUCCCAAGUAGAAGAGGAUUCUCUCCUGCGUAAUGACCUUCGCCCUGCCAAUAAACUGGCUAAAGGAAACAAGCUAUUCAUGAGGUUUGCUACCAAAGAUGACAAAAAGGAGCUGGGAGCUGCAAGGAGAAGCCAGUAUUACAUGAAAUAUGGCAAUCCAAAUUAUGGAGGCAUGAAAGGAAUUCUUAGCAAUUCUUGGAAAAGAAGGUACCAUUCCCGUCGAAUCCAUCGGGAUGUGAUCAAGAAGAGGACACUGAUUGGGGACGAUGUUGGCCUGACUCCUCCCUAUAAACAUCGGCAUUCAGGCUUGGUAAAUGUUCCUGAAGAGCCCAUUGAGGAGGAAGAGGAGGAGGAGGAAGAUCAGGAUAUGGAUGAAGAUGACCGAGUGGUGGUGGAGUACCGGGAUGAGCUGCAGGCUUUCAAGCAGUCCCGGGAGCGCAGUGCCGCAAGGAGAUCCAGUGCCAGCACCUCUGACUCUGAUGAGAUGGACUAUGACCUGGAACUGAAAAUGAUAUCCACCCCCUCGCCCAAAAAAAGCAUGAAGAUGACCAUGUAUGCAGAUGAGGUGGAGUCACAGCUGAAAAAUAUUAGGAAUUCCAUGCGAGCAGAUAGCAUAGCCACCAGCAACAUCAAAAACAGGAUUGGCAGCAAAGGAUCCUUGGAGAAAGUUGCAGAUGUGAGGCUUUUGUUGGAAGAGAAACGUCAGAAUAGCACUGGGCCACGGCAGCCAAACAGCACUGUCAAAUCAGAUGUGAGGCAAAGACUGGGAAAAAGGCCACACUCUCCAGAAAUCAAACCUCCAAGCAGUACCUGUGCUCCUCGUCGCGAACCAAUCUCAGAUGUGCACAGCAGGCUGGGAAUCCCCAAGCAAGAUGUAAAAGGCCUCUACUCUGACACCAGAGAGAAGAAAUCAGGUAAUUUAUGGACCAGAUUGGGAUCUGCUCCAAAGACACAGGAAAAGACUCCAGAGAAACCUGAAAACUCUGUGGCAUCUCCAGAGGAAGAUGACUCAGAGCUGCAGAGGGUUUGGGGGGCUCUCAUUAAGGAAAAAGAACAGUCCAGGCAAAAAAAGAGUCGCUUGGAUCAUUUACCCUCCCUACAAAUCGAGAUCAGCCGGGAAAGCAGCUCUGGCUCAGACUCUGAAUCAUGACUGGUUUCACAGCCUGAUGCUCAAGGGGUGACUCUGCAGCGUGGCAGGAUUCCCUUUGCCCAAAAGCUGGACACUGGCAAAGACUCUGCAGUGAAAGUUCCAGAAGUGUCUCUGUUCCUUUUCUACAAAAAGAGAGGCAUUAACCACUUGAAACAUAAAGCAAUGACAUUUGUCUGGAGUCUGUGGCUGGCCCUGUGCUGUGCAGGGCAUUGUCAUCUAUGUUUAUGACAGCAAACCUGUAGUGAAUUGUAGCAAAACAUUUUCACCCCCGAGCUUUGAACUUAAAAGAUGAGGCAGAAAUGCUCUGUAUUUUUAAGGAGACCUUUUCUGUUCUUAGUAUUUUCAUCAUGGAGGCUUUUAACAAAAUGUUUUACACACUUCAUCCAAAGAACAGGGCAUUUCAUGAUCCAGAUCAUUGCCUUGCCCUUCUGGCUCUUACCAGCACUUUUCCUUUCCUCUUGAAGUAAUAACAAUAAAGCUUCCUGGGUGGGCAGCCAGCAAGGAUAAAGCAUGAAGGGAUUGAUUACCACAUUCCCUUCCUCCAACACACUGAAUGUAAAUCCAAGUUACACAUUUUAAUACAGUUCAAUUCCAUAUAGUUACCCCAGUGGCACCACCAGAAUCCAAGGAAUCCACUCAUUUAUUUUGGUGAUGCCACAUUCUGCUGUAGCAGGGAUUGAGAUGUUCAAGACUGCCAAGUUGGAUGUUUGAGAACUCUGUAAAUCCCUGAGGGUUUGCGGGUUUUUUUUGCUGUUGUUCCAUGAGGAGAGAUUAUAUUCCUUUCAUUCCACCUGGAUUAUGUUCUGAAGCAAUCCAACAGCUGGAAAGCAUUUUUAUAUUUGUGAGAAUCUUCCUGUUGGCCACGGUGAAAGCUCUAGUGGUGUUCUCCUCUGUGCUGUUGUUACCUAUCUAUAUAUAAGUGAAAGAGAAAAGGAAAACUUUAGGAUCACUGUCUCCUGUCAAUAUUUUGGAUGUUCUUCCUGUGUAGUGGAUGUGGACAUGGGUGACUUGUUACAUUCAGCUUUUUUACCUGCACAUUUUCACCCCUCCCUAGGUAGUAAAAGGGUUUGAUCAGUGUGCAACUGCUAUUUUUUUUUCAUGUUGCCUGUGGCAUUUCUUUUGGUUGCCAGUAAUUCUGAGUGAGGAAUAAUGCAGCACAUUACAUUCAGGUAAACAACAGGUAGCAAAACCAUUUUAACAGUCUGAAAUUUGUUUGCAUUGUCCCUGUUCCUUGGUUCUGUCAGUCCAAAAUGUUUAUGAACCUCUCUUUCCAUUUCUGCUUUUUAACAAGCAAAUGUUUCCUUUUUUUUUUGCCCCCCCCCCCCCCCCCCCCCCCCCCUUUUUGUACUAAGUUGAAAUAGGUUUGAGGUUUCAGCAAGGAAUCUGCACUUAACUUUUCUUACUGCUUUAUGAUGUGUGAGAAUAGCAGCAUGUAAAAUGAAAGGUCAAAUGACAGGCACAGUGACUGGAGGGGCAAUCUGGGGGCUGACCAGGCUUCAAGCCUUACUAUUUCCUUGUUUUGUGACAUUCAUCCUUGAUUUUCUAUUUAAUUAUUGAAUAUAUAAAUGUCUCAUAAAAGUACUGUUGAGAGAAACGACUGCAAUGUCUGAUCACUGUAAUAACUCAUUUUAAACGUGUGCUUUCAUUAAUAUCCCCUCCCCAAGCUUUCCCAGAGAAUCACACCCAUACCACACCCAUCUCUCCAGAUCCUGAUAAAAUUUAUUUAACCAGUGUCUUUUUGCCAGUAAACCUUUGUGUUAUGUUACUGCUUUGAAUCCAUUGUGACCUUUCCUUUUCCUGAAAGGAUUUGGUAGAUGGGAAUCAAUCACCUCAUCCACAAAAGCUCCUGGAUUAUUGGGGACCCUUGCAUGGUGUUUCCAGUCAAUAUUCCUAAUUUAAGCCUGGUGAAGGAUAAACUAAUGGGAAUAGAGGAUCUCUUCAACUGAUCUAAAAGAUCUGAGCUGAUGGAUGUGUGAAAUCAAUCCUGUGUUUCAGGAAAAGGCACCCGUAACUCUGGUUCUGCCUUCCAGGUUGUCAUGAAUACGCCUUAAAAAUGCCCCCACACUGGUCAGGGCUGUGGUUUUUGUGGAUUUGGGGGGGAUUAUGUGUGAUAGUGAGCCCACAGUAGCUUAGCUGCAAGAAAAAUAGAGGUUUAUUGUUGAAGGGACCUUCGGGGAGAGGGUUUUGUAAUUGAGUGUUUGUCUGGUUUUGCUUUUUUAUGAUGCACAGAGAAGCCUUGAAGAGUGCUGGUAUCAGGAAUUCUUUCCAGCUUUGGGCUUCUGUAGUUACCUGAGCAAGAACUGCUGGGAUUUGGUAGUUAAAAAUGAGCACUGAAUUUUAAGUGAAUGCUUUUUCCUCAGCAUUUUAACUCCCAUCUAUUUGAUGGAGACAUUGCAAAGAGAAUUUUGUUCCAAGUCCCCAUCUCUUUGUGCUCAGCUGUUUAGUCCUUAGCUUGUGUGUUCUUGAUUUUUUUACUGACCUCCCAGAUACCAUCACCUACAAGAAUUUGAUGCAGAAAUUAAUGUUUGAUAGGGAGACACAGGACCCGUGUAUUUCACUGAAAUGUGUUUAUGUUAAAAAUUGCAAGGAGAAUGUUGGCUUUGGCUCUUGCUGGAGGAUGUGUGCCUCGGAGGAAAAACUGAAUUUUAGGUGACUUGUUGAAGGACCACACUAGUCCUUCUUGUAGGAAGUUUUUGCUGUUUGGAAAAGGUGUAUUUUUGAUAAAUAGUUCUUCAGGCUGACUAAACACGUGGUGUUGAGGGGGCGAUUUUAAAGCAGAGGUGGCUUUGUGUUUCUUUUGAAAACAACGGCUGGUGCAUUUAACAGAGAAAAGGAAACCAAAACACCCCUAUUUUCAGUUCAAGAUGACACAAUGUGAAAAGAAUGGAACUUUUAUUUAAAAACAGCUGUUCUGUUCUAAAUAAAAGUGGCCUGAAAUCA